Molecule: messenger RNA, 2465 nt
Organism: Manduca sexta (tobacco hornworm)
Lineage: Eukaryota; Metazoa; Arthropoda; Insecta; Lepidoptera; Sphingidae
Product: transcription initiation factor TFIID subunit 4
Exons: 8
Coding region: 978-2465 (495 amino acids)
Biological process (GO): proteolysis
Molecular function (GO): serine-type endopeptidase activity
Source: RefSeq, a predicted model, not a curated record
CUAUAUUCUUUGGUUGACUAUCUCCCGCCUUGGGAUGGGCGGGAGAGCGUGUCAGACUUUUACUGACUAAGAACCUACGGUGUUCCCAUCCUUUGCCUAUGUGCCUAGGUCCAAGAUCCGGUGGCAUUGAGACCUAGGCAGGCACCGGCCCUAAAGGGCCCCGCAAAUUAUGCUGACACUGCUCUAAUAAUCUUGACACUUCAAGUAGUUUACUAACAGCCUUGAUGACGUCAUGUCAUGGCGACACUCGUUUCGCACAUUUGUAAAACAGAUUAUAAAAGUCCAAACUUUGAAUUGAAUUUAUGAACUGAAAGUUGAAACUACUAUUUUUCGAUUGCUUAUUGAUUAAACUGUCUUAUAUAUGUAUUUAUGGACUUUUCUCUCCUCGGAAAGCAUGUAAAGCCGUUGGCCCUGCGUCUGAUACCUCUCCGGUUAUGUCGGAUCGCCGUCUCACCGUAUUAUGAAAGUGAAAGAAUAGAGAGUGUAUAUACCUGUGUAUUGCACAGACACUUGUGCAUUAUAAUAUCUCCUGCGUACUUGGCUGAUCUCCGUUGCGAUUCGCCGCCGUGGCCGAAAAUUCGGCUAGGAGGAUUUAUUAAUACAAUGAGCCAACCUAAAAAUAUAGACAAAUGUUAUCAUAGAUUACCACGAAUACGACCAAGGGAACCGAGCUAGACGAGUACCUACGAACCAAUACAUAAUAAUUCCAUGGUAUGAUCAAGAUAUGAACGCCUUCGUAAUAAUAUGAACUUUGCCUGUACCUACUAGACAUUUACCUAUUUGGCCGUUUACGCGAAAUCCUCUUCGCUUCACGUUAACGUCCGUUCUAUAAGAAGAAUUGCGAGUGACACUGUCACGUGUUGUGAUACAAUGUCACAUGCGAGAACAACAGCAUUUAUUAUAAAUACUACUGAAAGCCAAGUGCUGUGUCGAGUGCUGUCGCGCGAGCCGAGCCCGAGGGACGGGCGCCGGUCGUGAUGAGGCGUGCCUUGGCAGCGCUGUUGUGUUGCGCUUUGUUUCUCGCCGCGGCACAUCCCGACGACAAUGACAGCCGCAGCGGCGCGGCGGAGCCGGCCGAGUCCGCGCCCGCCGACCGACGCGACGCCGCUGACUACGACUCCAACGCCGACGACGACGGAGACUCUGCGCCCUUCACGCUAGUGGUGGAGCAUGCGGACGGGUGGCGCUGUAGCGCUUCGCUAGUGUCACUUCGCACCGCCGUCACCUCGGCCAAAUGUGCGCGAGGCAUCUCUCCUGAGACCACCUCGUCCCCCGCGCCCCUCGCCGCAUCCCCCGCAGACCUGUGGGUGCACGCGCCUCCCGCCGCUGCGCCGCACUCUUCCCGCCGCGUGGCGCGCAUCGCCUUCGCCGCCGAAAGUGAGACGGCGGAGGGCCCGGCGCUGAGCGAGGCGGACGUGGCGGUGCUGGAGCUGGAGGCGGCUCUGGGCGGCGGGGCGCGUGCCAUCCUCAUGGCGACGAACGGCGCGGAGUGCGGGCCGCCCGGCGCGUGUCACGUGGUGCGCGCGCAGCGGCGCGGCCACGGCGCGCGCUCGCGCCUGCGCAUCGUGGACGAGGCGCUCGUGCCCACCGACGCAUGUGCCGUGCUACUGCCGCGCGCCGCCGCCACGCGCCGCCACAUGUUGUGUUUGCGCGGGGAUGUGCUGUGUCCGAGCGAGUGGGGUGCGGGCGUGGUGUGCGAGGGCAAGCUGUGCGGCGUGCUGAGCGGCUCGGCGUGGGAGCACGAGCCGGGCCGCGCCGAGCGCUGCGGCGCGCUGCACGCCGCCGCCGCAGCGCCGCGCUGGCGCCGCUUCCUGCACUGCGCGCACACGCCCCGCGCAUGCGCACGUGGCGGCGAGUGCGCACACCUCUGCUCGGAGCGGUUGUUGUUGGAGGACGAGCCGCCGCCGAGCGAGUCCGCCGCACCCCCCGCGCGCGCCGCACCGCCCGCACCCGCCGCGCCCGACUACAGCGACGCCGCCUCCACUGAGGCCCCACCCGCCGCGCCUCAUCGCACCCCCGAUGUUACCGGUACACCGUCAAGAGGUACGGCGCAGAGUGCGUCCCCCCGCCGCGCCGCCCCCGCUCCCACGCGCACCGCGCCGCGCCCGCCCGCGACACCCGCGCCUGCCAUCUCCCCGCCGUCCGUCCGACCCGCGGCCGAGUUCGAACCAAACAGACCUGACUUCAAGGGCGCGCCGACGCGAACUUCACGCGUGUACUUGAAGGCGGGCGAGUACGGCGACAACGCGGCCGAGUACGGCGGCGACGAGCCCGCGUCCGCGCCGCCGCCGCGCCCCGCGCCCGCGAGCGCCGCGCCCCCCGCGCGCUCCUCGCCCGCCCGCCGCGCGCCCGCGCCGCGCAGCGAGCUGUCGGCGCGCGUGUCGCAGGACGUGGCGCAGCACUCGGCGAGCCGCCCCGCUACAUGUUCCUCGUUACUGCUGCUGCUCGUGUACUUUUCAAUAUAG